GCGGGAUUUCAGCAGACUAGCGUCCGUCAGUAAAAGCUGCGUUGUGAUUAGUAAAUAUUGAAAGUUGCAACAAGUAAUGUUGACUGAUUGAGGACUCGAUCUAAUUGUCGACACCCUCAAAUAAUAAUCUCAUUUCAAAAGAGUUUAUAAAAGAUCACGUAUUAAUUUUACGAGUUAUUAAAAACUGUUAAAAUGUCGAGUCCUAUGCGUGCACCGACCACGCGUUCAGCCGCAACAACUCCGAGACAACAACGAAAUCAACCUGCAACGGCAUCUCCUCGAAUAAGAAGCUCUCCAAGAACACGAGCAGCUAAUGCAACUAAUAAUUCGCAGAAUGGAACUCCAAGAGCGAAACAAGGACCUUCAACUGCUUCUACAGAUACUCCUCUUAGAUGGGGACAUAAUCGUAAAACCCAAGAAACCAUUGCCGCUUCAUCGGAAGGGCCAUCCUCAGGUGUUCCUGCUUCAUCUCCUAAUAGGUUUCUUGCAACCAGUCCACUGCCUAUGGGAAUGACUGAAAUAGAUUUAUCUUCUCCUCUCAAUUACGGAACACCAAGUUCUCUUGGUUCAAUUAGAACACCUAGAAGUGGUAUACGUGGUACACCAUUGCAGCAAAGACCAGAUAUCAGAUCCGACAAAAGAUUGAGACAAGUUAAUGUUAUUCCAGAAGUUCCUGAUGAAAGUGGUAUAGCAGUUGCUGCUUCAUCAGAAAAUGAACAAGUACCUGGACCACAAUUAGUUAUUUGGGGCACUAAUGUAAUUGUCAAUAAAUGCAAGCAACAAUUUAAAGAAUUUAUUCAAACAUUUAUUGAUCCAGAAGCAGAAAAUGAUGAGCUACCAGACAAUAUGGAUGUAACAGAACCAUUAUACAUGCAAAAACUAGAUGAAAUUCAUACAUUAGAAGAACCUUACCUUAACAUUAACUGUGCUCAUCUUUUAACAUCCCAACCACAAUUAUAUAGACAGCUAAUAUGUUAUCCACAAGAAGUAAUACCAACAAUGGACAUGGCUAUAAAUGAAAUGUUCUUUGAUAAAUACCCAGCAGCAAUCUUAAGUCAUCAAAUACAAGUUAGACCAUUCAACGUGGCCAGAACCAAAAGCAUGAGAUUGCUCAAUCCAGAAGAUAUAGACCAAUUGAUUACUAUUUCUGGAAUGGUUAUUCGAACAUCUAAUGUGCUUCCUGAAAUGAGAGAAGCUUUUUUCAAAUGUAUUGCCUGCGCAUUCACUACUGUAGUAGAAAUAGAUCGAGGCCGUAUAAGUGAACCUACUGUUUGCACAAAUUGCAACAAUAAUUACUGUUUUUCUCUGGUUCAUAAUAGAAGUCAUUAUACCGACAAACAAAUGAUAAAAUUACAAGAAUCUCCGGAUGAUAUGCCAGCUGGACAGACACCGCACACAAUUGUGCUAUAUGCCCAUAAUGAUUUGGUAGAUGCAAUUACUGCUGGAGAUAGAGUUUCUGUUACAGGAAUCUAUCGAGCAAUACCAAUUCAAGUUAUUCCAAGAGCUUCCAACGUUCGAGCAGUUUAUAAAACUCAUAUUGAUGUAGUUCAUUAUAGAAAGCAUGAUUCUAAAAGGUUGUAUGAUUCUGAAGACGGUAAAGAACACAGUUUCCCAGAAGAAAGAAUUGAACUUUUAAAGUUACUAUCCAAAAAAAGAGAUAUAUAUGAUAGAUUAGCUCGAAAUAUAGCUCCAAGUAUUUAUGGAAAUGAAGACAUAAAAAAAGGCAUACUUUUGCAAUUACUAGGUGGUACUAAAAAAACGCAUAAUACUGCAGGAAGAAGUCAUUUCCGUUCCGAAAUCAAUAUUUUAUUGUGCGGCGAUCCUGGUACUAGUAAAUCGCAAUUGUUGCAAUUUGUUUACAAUUUAGUUCCACGUUCUCAGUAUAGCAGUGGCAAAGGAUCCAGUGCCGUUGGUUUAACAGCCUAUGUAACCAAAGAUCCUGAAACUCGUCAGUUGGUAUUGCAAACUGGAGCACUUGUAUUGGCUGAUAAUGGAAUUUGCUGCAUUGACGAAUUUGAUAAAAUGAAUGACAGUACAAGAUCGGUACUGCAUGAAGUAAUGGAACAACAAACUCUCAGCAUAGCCAAAGCUGGGAUUAUUUGUCAAUUGAAUGCGAGAACAAGUAUAUUAGCAGCAGCUAAUCCUUGUGAAUCACAGUGGAACAUGAAAAAAAAUAUUGUGGAAAACAUUCAGUUACCACAUACACUGAUGUCGCGAUUCGAUUUGAUCUUCCUAAUGUUGGAUCCUCAUUCAGAGGCUUUUGAUGCCAAAUUAGCGAAGCAUUUGGUUUCAUUGUAUUAUCAGAAUGAACCUGAAGCAGAUGAUAGUUUAAUAGACAUGAGUGUUUUACGUGAUUAUGUCACUUUUGCCAAGGAACAUUGCCAUCCAACACUUGGUGAAGAAGCUCAACAACGAUUAAUCCAAGCAUAUGUUGAUAUGAGACGCGUAGGAAGUGGUCGUGGACAGAUAACUGCAUAUCCAAGACAGCUUGAAUCACUUAUCCGCUUAUCAGAGGCUCAUGCAAAAAUACGACUCUCCACAACAGUUGAAAUUGAAGAUGUAGAAGAAGCAUGGAGGUUGCAUCGCGAGGCUUUGAAGCAGUCGGCAGUUGAUCCUCUGAGCGGAAAAAUAGACGUAAAUAUUUUAACUACGGGUGUAUCUGGCAGCUAUCGGCAAAAAAUUGCACAACUAACAGACAUACUCAGAAAGCUAAUUGAAACAAAAGGAAAAGUAACUAUAAGUUAUCAAAAACUCUACAACGAAUUCAAAGAUGGAACUUCGUCGGUCACUCAAGACGUAUUUCAAGACGCUUUGAAGAACCUUCAAGAUUUGGGAAAAGUUAAUAUAGGAAAAGGAACGAUCAAGAUUUUAUAAAUUAAUGAGCUGUUAUGUUUAUUAUGAUUAGUAAUGGCAGGCUUUUUUAUCCAGUAUUCACCUUCAAAAGGCUAUUGUAUUUUGUACUGUAAUCACUAUUACUUUUUAUGGAAAUAAACAUUUUAUACAAUUA
This is a messenger RNA of Trichogramma pretiosum, 3007 nucleotides long. It is a transcript of the gene dpa, whose product is annotated as DNA replication licensing factor MCM4. The record is from RefSeq and is a predicted model, not a curated record. Gene Ontology annotation, molecular function: single-stranded DNA binding; ATP hydrolysis activity; single-stranded DNA helicase activity. Gene Ontology annotation, biological process: double-strand break repair via break-induced replication; DNA strand elongation involved in DNA replication; DNA replication. Lineage: Eukaryota; Metazoa; Arthropoda; Insecta; Hymenoptera; Trichogrammatidae. Gene Ontology annotation, cellular component: nucleus; MCM complex. The coding region runs from base 193 to 2874 and encodes 893 amino acids. The transcript is spliced from 8 exons.